GGUACUUUCCGUGUACUUUCGAUGCGAAACAAUGCGAUGCUGUGAUGGAUACCAAAGAGCACUUCGAGUUUCAUAUGAAAGGCCAUUACGACGCGAAGUAUGUGUGUCCGUAUUGUGCAUAUACGGGACAAACCAUUCAAAUAAUCAAACGACACAUCAAUACUGAACGCGAGGCCGCGAAGAAGGCCGAGGAUGAGAAGAAAGGGCUAACCGAAGACCAGAGCGCACACAAAGACCAGAAGAUCUAUAAGUGUUUCGGUUGUAAAGUGUGUAAUAAAAUACACGACAAACUGGAGAAGCGCUGCGAACACAUCGACGAAGACUCGGACAAUGAGUGCGAUUUCGCUCACGAUAUCGACUAUCAAUUUAAGGAUCACCUGAAGAAGCACUUCAAUGAGCUGUUUAUCGCAAUCAAAGACAAGGACAAGAGGAGGGAUAAGAUCCGACCGAUUGUCGACAAGUUCUGCGAAGAGUUGUACUUCGAGAACAGCGCGAAGAAGAAGGUAUUAAUUGAAAAGUUUCACAAAUCGAAGGACGGGAACGAAGGGGGAGACAAACGGCCGGUUGUGAUGGAAUCGGACGACGAUUGGGACGAUUAGCGGUCAUUCACUCACAAUCUCUUGAUUUACAUUUUUAUUUGGCAUUUAUUUUGAAUAAAAUUUUAUCAUGAAUUUUGAACCAAUUUUAAACAAAGCAUUUAUUAAUUUUUUUACUUUAAUUAUUACAUAAUGUCUUUAAAUUUUUGUACUUUUAAUUUUUGAUUAUUUGCUUAAAAUUCAUAAAAUUAUUAUUUUUAUUCAUAAAUCAUUUCUUUAAAUAUAUUAAAUAUUUUACACACAA
This is a messenger RNA of Medioppia subpectinata, 840 nucleotides long. The record is from the annotation of a GenBank genome assembly. Lineage: Eukaryota; Metazoa; Arthropoda; Arachnida; Sarcoptiformes; Oppiidae.